AUGCCGAGCCAAUCGCGCGACCGAGACCGUCGCGACAGACAUCGCGAUCGCACACGCGACCAAGAGCGCUCCCGCCGAGACCGCGACAACGACCGGGAGCGCGACUACAUCCGCGGCCGCUAUGAAGAACCAGACGAGGCUGCAACACCAAGCCCCAGAAACGAGCGCAGCGCAAAAUACCGGUUCCGCGGGGAGUCCGGGUACGAGUCCAACUCCCACACCGAGCGGGAUGAAUAUGACGAAGAGCGCGAGCGGAGGAGGGAACGCAGACGUCGUCGCCGAGAAGAAGAAGCGCUUGCCUACGGGUCUCCUGUUUCAGACAGACGGCGAGAGAGGGGCACUUCCAAGGCAAAGGAGUCUCCCGCUACGUCACCUAUCAAGAAGAGGGAUCGGGACCGGGACCGUGAUGGGUAUCGGCGACGGGAUGAGACUGGGAGUCCCGUAAGGGAUAGACGGAACCGUGAUAUUGACGUUGACAUUGAAGCUGAGGCGCGCCGGCGCAGACGGCGAGAGCGCGAACGUGAAAGAGAACGGGAGAAGGAACGCCAACGCCAGUGGGAUAUUGAUGCUGCUGCUGCGGUGCCGGCGCGGAAACAUCGAAGUACCGAGUCUUCGGGCAGUGCCUCACAUCUUCUUAGUGUUGAUGCUAUGGCCCGUCUGGCUGCUCAGCAUGAAGAUGCCGAUCGCGAGGAGCAGUCUCGAGACGAAGAUGAUUCACGCAGGGAGCGGCGGAGACAGCGAAAACGGGCUGCCCUUGAUGAAGCUGCUGGUGCGGCGCUCGGUGCUAAAGUUGCGGAGGGCCGCUCACGGCAUCAAUCGGGGGCACGGGUUGUCUCGGGUGCUUACUUGGAAGAGGGACAUAGUUCUGAUGCUCGGGUUCGUCGUCGUGGUGGCGGCGGUCCUGCGAUGGAAGACCAAUGGAAGGAGGAGGACAGCUGGGAGGGAAGCUAUGAUAGCCGACCAGGGCCACCGGGCUGGAAGUUUUGGUCCAAUUGGUCUAAAAAGAAGCGUAUCGUCAUCGGAUGCUUGCUACUCGUGGUCCUCGUCCUGGCUAUCGUCAUCCCGGUUGCGUUUGUUGUCUCUAAGAAGAAAGGCUCGGAUACCGGUUCCUCCAGCUCCUCCGGCAGCUCGGACGGUCCCACUUCUAAUUUGGACAGUAUUAGUCGUGACAGUAUUCCGAGUUACGCAAAAGGCACAGUCCUGGAUCCCUUCACAUGGUACGAGACCACUGGUUUCAACCUCACUUUUACAAAUGCCACCGUUGGUGGUCUUUCGCUCAUGGGUCUCAACUCGACUUGGGAUGAUUCUGCACGCCCCAAUGACAAUGUACCUGCCCUCAACAAGGCGUUCCCCUACGGCACUCAGCCAAUCCGCGGAGUCAACAUCGGAGGGUGGCUGUCUAUCGAACCAUUUAUUGUUCCAUCUUUAUUCAGUAAAUGGUCAUCCAGUGAUGGAAUCAUCGAUGAGUAUACCUUGACCAAAAAGCUCGGUAGCUCUGCAGCGGCUACCAUUGAACAACACUAUGCGAACUUCAUCACAGAGUCAGAUUUUGAAGAGAUAAAGGAGGCGGGGUUGGACCAUGUCCGCAUGCAAUACUCCUACUGGGCCGUCACAACCUAUGAUGGCGACCCGUACGUCCCAAAGAUUGCCUGGCGUUAUCUUCUGCGUGCCAUUGAGUGGUGCCGCAAGAACGGACUGCGUGUCAAGCUCGACCUCCAUGGACUUCCUGGCAGCCAGAACGGCUGGAACCACAGUGGCCGCCAGGGCAGCGUUGGUUGGUUGAAUGGCUCAGACGGCGCCCUCAAUCGCAAGCGGUCACUAGAAAUCCACGAUCAGCUCUCGCAGUUUUUCGCCCAAGAUCGGUACAAGAAUGUGGUCACUAUCUACGGCUUAGUGAAUGAACCUUUAAUGCUGACUCUCCCCGUUGAAAGUGUCCUAAACUGGACGCAGGAUGCAGCAGAACUCGUUCGCAAGAACGGCGUCACUGCCACUCUCGUUCUGCAUGAUGGAUUCUUGAACCUCGACAAGUGGGACGCGAUGUUCAAAACUCAUCCAGACAAUAUGUAUCUCGAUACUCACCAGUACACCACAUUCAACACGGGUGAAAUCGUACUUAAUCAUACCGCCAAGGUCGAGAUCAUCUGCAAUAACUGGUAUUCGAUGAUCCAAGAGAUUAAUACCACCACUUCUGGAUGGGGCCCAACUGUAUGUGGCGAAUGGUCUCAAGCCGACACGGACUGUGCACAAUAUGUAAACAAUGUCGGCCGUGGCACCCGCUGGGAGGGGACCUACGACACAAGUGAUUCAACAGCAUACUGCCCAACAGCAGAUGCCGGAACCUGCAGCUGCUCCAAUGCCAACAUCGACCCUUCCCAAUAUUCAGACACAUACAAAAGCUUCCUCCAGAUAUACGCCGAAGCCCAAAUGUCCGCCUUUGAAACAGCCAUGGGUUGGUUCUACUGGACAUGGCGCACUGAGUCUGCAGCACAGUGGAGUUAUCGUACAGCAUGGAAGAACGGAUUCAUGCCCAACAAAGCAUAUUCACCAUCUUUCAAGUGCGGCGAUACAAUCCCCGAUUUCUCAGGCAUGCCGGAGUACUACUGA
Messenger RNA from Penicillium soppii, 2604 nucleotides. It is a transcript of the gene exg2, whose product is annotated as putative exo-beta-1,3-glucanase. NCBI's taxonomy places the organism in Eukaryota, Fungi, Ascomycota, Eurotiomycetes, Eurotiales, Aspergillaceae. Gene Ontology annotation, molecular function: beta-glucosidase activity. Bases 1 to 2604 code for a protein of 867 amino acids. Gene Ontology annotation, biological process: glucan catabolic process. The record is from RefSeq and is a predicted model, not a curated record. The transcript is spliced from 3 exons. Gene Ontology annotation, cellular component: cell surface; extracellular region.